Molecule: messenger RNA, 845 nt
Organism: Cimex lectularius (bed bug)
Lineage: Eukaryota; Metazoa; Arthropoda; Insecta; Hemiptera; Cimicidae
Exons: 2
Coding region: 364-756 (130 amino acids)
Source: RefSeq, a predicted model, not a curated record
CCACGACCUUCGGCUAAAUACGUCCUCAUUUGUCCCCGAGAAUCUUGAUUACACGACAUUUGAAAAAUGACAAAAAGGAGAAAAAAUCGCAAAUUCUUAAUAUUUAGUAAAAAAUUAUUAUUGAAAAAGUUUGUUAAAUAAUAAAAAUAAUAAACAAAUGUAGUCAAACUGCGAAAAGUGGAUUUUGUUGAGAAAAUCUAUGUUCAAAACAAUAUGUAGUUUAGCUUAAUUUUUUUAAUAAAAAACCAUGUGAUCAAUUUGAUCGUCAUUUGUCAUUCUUACCAAGAUCCAGUUCAUUACACAAGCUCACGUCAACAAGUACACGACCUCACCCGACAUACCAAGGAAGGCAUAAUAGGCAAAAUGGCUCUUGCCUCUUUAAAAGCACUUGGCGAAUCCAUAGCAAGGAACUUAAACCACACUGCUGAAUCCGUGCUCCAGAAAUGCGAGCUCAUCGUGUUAGGACAAGAAGGGAAUAUGGUCGUGAACGUCCCCGGCAUCUCGAUGUUGAAGGACAGCUUCCUUCUCGUGUCUGACGACUGCAAGAAGCUGGAGAGCAAGAUGAAGAGAAGCGGGCCGAUUUGUAAAGCCGCGGACCUGAGGCCCAAAGUCCUCCCUCCUUACACGUACGGCUACUGCAAGGAGAAAGAGCCCGAACCCCUAAUGUCCUGCCCACCGAAAAUCAAGAAACGGGGCAGAGGACCUUGCUGCCAUAACGAUGUGAAACAAACAAAGGGAGGAUGCAGAAACAACUAAACCCUGAAGGAUUCAAACGUGAUGAUAUAAAAGAUGAUGUAAAGGUCACAAACUAAUUGCCUUCAAAAUAAAUGUUUUCCCUUGUCAAA